This is a messenger RNA of Amoebophrya sp. A120, 7112 nucleotides long. The record is from the annotation of a GenBank genome assembly. Lineage: Eukaryota; Dinophyceae; Syndiniales; Amoebophryaceae.
AUGCCUGGAACUACAUGGAAGAGCAACUACAACAGGCGGUUUAUAACUACCUCGCACCAAGCUCUACUACUUUUUCCGCUAGCGAUUACCCGAAUGCAGCAGCUGCAUCACACCACGAUUCACAAGACCACCAACAUCAAAGCACGACCUUGUUGAACAAGAAAAAGAAAAAAUCCACCGCAGAAGUUGCUCCUCAACAUUCAGAAGCUGCUGCACCUCCUGCGGCUAAAAAAGAUGAUCGGGACUGGUACGAGAAAAACGCGCAGAAGUGGACAGAACAAGCGGACACGGUAGAGUGGGAAUUCCCCACUCCUUUCUCUCUUGUUCCCGGAGAGGAUAAACCUCCCGAGAAGAAAAGCAAAAAGCAGUCAGGAAAGAAGGAAGUCAAGGCCGACAAGAAAAAGCAGUCAGGAAAGAAGGAAGACGAGGCCGACAAAGAUGAAGCCUGGUGGGCGGAUCAGAGCUGGCUGGAAGCCCUGUACAAUUAUAGCUACGCUACUUGGGAUAAAGACAAUGCAGAAGGAACUUCGGCCGCAAAAGAUCUCUUUCACGCCACUGCAGAAGGACUGCCUAGUCAUUAUUCCGAGGCCUAUUUUUUGGGCGCCGCCGGCGGCGGAGGAGCAGAUGAAGACUACAAUUUCGCUGCCGAAGAUGUGGAGCGACUGCUUGCUGCAGUGUCAUCAGCGACGGAAAGGGAAAAAAAGACGAAAAAAGAACCAACCAGUAAGAACAAAAACAAAGCUUCCGACUGCUCGGCGCCCGACAUGAAGAACCACCAUCUCCUGGCCGCCCAGAUGGAGCAAGUGUCGAAAGCGAAAUCUGCACCCGAACAAGGGCUCCUGCACCAGCUACCAAGCGGUACAUUGGAAGAUCAGCACUACAGCACGAAAACGAAAACCGCCCUACAGCUAUCAAAUGCAAAUAUCCCUGGACGUCUGGAAGGUUGCAGCUUGUGAUGCUGUCUUUAGAUUCUAAAAAAAUCUGUAUUGCGCGACCAGAAAGAGGAGUCCAGUUCGUGUUACGUGGAGAGCAGGGCAUUUCUCAUGCAGAAUAGGCAUCAGAAAUAAGCCCUCGCAUAAUCUGUGAUGCGAGGGCAUGUAUCAUAGACAUCAUGGGUCAUGCAAAAUGUGCAACAUGACAACCGUUGCACUCUUCCAGACCAAGAAAUGUUUGCAAUGCAUAACAGCAGCAAGCGGACCAAACCCCCGCGACGGUGGCGUCCUCGAGUGCACCUGCCCGGGUCGACGAUGUCGUGAAGGCGAAAGAGCAAUAUAAAUCCGCAAUUGUUCAUCCAUCUGCAGUAUCAAAUGCAAAAAUGUCUCGGUCUGGAAACUUGUGAUGCUGGGUGGCGUAUCAUGGGGAGGCAACAUGUGCUGGCACAGCAUGACAAGUUUCUGAGCUUCUAGGUGUUUUGCCUAUUCUGCAUGAUAAACUGCGUUUCUGCAUGACAGAAAAGUGGAGCUCUUGGGUAUUAACGUGCAUGACAGAUUUAAGAGUCAUACCAGACAAGCAUGACAAACAUGCAUUCUUCCAGACCCAGACAUUUUUGCACUUGAUACGCAAGCCCGACCCUGGAUUUCAUGACUUUAACCCCACCUCCGAUGCCGCCGCCGAAACGGCCGCCGCCCCCCUUGCCGCCCCCCCUCCCGCUUCUGCUUCCAACGGCAGUAGAGACGACAGCGGCCGCUGCCCAGCGUGCUUGUUUUCCGGGGACCACGAGUAGCAGCAGUUGCUCCGCUAGCAGCUCGAGCUGUACGACUAUGGGCGAAACGAGGACUACAUUUACUGCUGGGGCUGGUGCACAGAACUACACCAAGGGCGGCGCAGCAGUCGCAAGUAAAGAGACCACAUCCAAAGCGGCCCCUUCGAGUUGUUCGUCCUCUACCGUUUCUGCGGGAAAAAGUAAUCAACCCACGGCCUUCGCCCCCCCAAGUGCAGCGCAGACUCUGUCCAAUGCAAAUAAAGCCGACGUACUCCACAAGGGCGGGAUGAACAAAAAAGGUGCAGGUGCGGCGCAAGCAGCAAAACCAAAAACGACCCCUGUGAUUCCACAUCCCGAACUGGGAGAAAAUAUCCAAAAUAGCAGCAACGCCGCCAAGAAAAUGAAAAAACAAAUCAAAUACCCGCCCCCUUGCGACCUUGACGAAGACCCAGAGCCGGACGAGAUUUUGAUGAGCUUGAACAAAAUCGAUGAAGAAGAGUACCCGAGUCUCAGCGCCGCUCUGGUCACAAAAGUGCCGAAAAAGCAACAGCACUUGGUGAAAAAGACGGCGGUAGCGAAGCCGAUUCUGAAAAGGACAUCAAAGCCGGACGAUCAGGAAGUAGAUCUACUUCACGAUGCAGAAAAAGGACCAACAUCUACUGGAGAACAGCAGCGGGGGGGACACGUAGUAGGUGCAGUUGCUGUAGUUCCUGUUGUUUCAUCACAAACACAACAAGAUAAAAAACCUACAUCCGGCCGUGGGCAACACGGACAGGGAAAAAUUGUGCUGCAGUUCAACGCUUCCCCGAAGUAUCCCGACCCGCAGGUUCGCACAAAGAACGGUGGUGGAGGAACGAAUAUUAAGUGUUCUUACACAACCACCGCAGCUACCAGUGCCGCAAGUAGCAGCAGCAGCAGUGAACAAUCGGGUGACGACGAAGAGGAGGACGACGAGGAAGAUUCCGAAGAAAAAAGGGGCAUUUUCACUGAGUAUGACCCGGUGACCGGGGAAAUGAAAAAAGUCCGCUAUUCCACCGUGGUCCGCGAAUCUCCGAAGGUGUUUCCGGCCGAAGAGCCGGACGCGUACUGGUCCGACGACGAGGGGCUGACCCUGGUGCCGCAGGUAUUGAAGCCGAAAAAAUCCCUGCUGCUGGACUUUAUCAAUUUGGAAUCGAAGGUGGACGAAGAGGGAGAAACGGACUUCGGGCAGUUUCAGAGCUUCUUUCGCGAGUGGCUCGAGGAGAAGGAACUAUUCGAGGAGAACGAAAUCGAAAGUCGGCCUCUGGAUGAUCUGCUGGACCUGAUGGCGGAGGAAGAAAUCGGGUAUUCUGAGUAAAAACGCUCCACCCCAGAGUUGUCAUGCGAAUCUGCAUGCCAAAAAAGUUUCUCAUGCGAAGCCCCAUAAGAAGCGUUUUCUAAAGUUGUGCUCUGGAUUUUGUGAUGCUAGAAUCAGCAUGAUAUGCUAGAUCUGUGAUGCUGCUGCACUAGCUAAACAGGAGUACACUACAAGGACAAACUUGUCAUGCGAAACAACCAAAGCUGGUUGAUUUGUCUAGCAGAUUUCCCAUCUUGACUCUGGUGUGGGGACGUUUUUACUCCGGAUAUCGGGGAAGACGACAUUGUGAGGGAAGUCCUGAAGGACCUCGACGGCGUGCUCACCAAGCGGUGCAAGACGCUGGAGACGGUGCAGCGACGCGACGUCCGCCCGUAUUGUGAGGAAAAAUGCCCCCUCCCCAUAUUGAAAAGGUACAUUUCAUCUGGAAAUUUGUAAUGCUUAUUUGUGGCAACAAAUCGUCUCUGUCUUGCCAGGAGGCAAACCCAGAAGACUUCCCGCAUUAUGCCAGCGGUUUGGGAUGCUGUUGGGCCUACGGCGUCGACUUUUGUCAUGCUGAGCGCCUAGGCUAAAACCUCUCCGCGCAGGCUUGCUAUGGGCCUGCAGUCCUCUACUGCAAGACAAGGCUGAGUCGUGUACGCAGAUCCAGCAUCAGAAAUUUCGCUUUGAUAUGGGGAGGGGAAAUUUUUCCUCGCAAUAGCCCGGAACAGAAAACCUGGGUGUGCCAACCGUGUUUGUAUCUCCCACCGAAGGACCAGUGGAUUGACCUAGACGCGCACCCCGAGGCCUGGCAACUCCUGAGCACGGUGCGCAUCGGUAUGAAUUGCAAAAGCAUCGUACUAGUAGUAAUUGCAUAAUUACAAGUUGCCUCAGCAUGACAAAUGGAAUGGAAUUUGUCAUGCUGUUUAACCUUCAGGACAAGAUUUGUCAUGCAUAAAUUGCAAUUAGUACCAGAGUGCGAUACAUUUGCACAGGAUAAUCGGCACGCCGCAGCAAAUUCACGACGCGAUCCGGCGGUGCAAGAAACUCAGCAUCGGGCUGAUCCGCGACAAGCGCGGGCGGUGCGUCAUGCACUACGCGGCGCAGAAGGGCAACGUGGCGGCGCUGGAGUACUUUGGGCCGCUGGCCAACGCCCUGGACCGGGAGGGCUGGGCCCCCCUCCACUACGCGGCGUACUUUGGGAACCGGGUCUCCUGCGACCGGCUGGUCCUAUCAAAUGUAAAAAUGUCUGGGUCUGGAAGAAUGCAACUUGUCAUGCUACUUUUGGAAUCUACAUAAAAUCUGUAUUGCAUGAACAGCAAAAGAAGUGUAAUUUGUGCCUCGCGGAGAGGGCAUUUCUCAUGCGGUAUGAGCAUCAGCAAGCGCUCGCAAAAUCUCUGAUGCUCGGGCAUGCAUCACAGACCUCAUGGGCCAUGCAAAAUCUGCAUGACAAACUCCUGCAUUCUUCCAGACCCAGACAUUUUUGCAAUCCAUAGGUCCAGCUGGGCGCCGACAUCGACAUGCCCUGCUUGCCGAACGGGAAAACGCCGUUUGACUACGCCGAGGACAGCUUCAUGAAGUAUGGAUUGCAAAAGUGUCUGGGUCUGGAAAGUUGUGAUGCAGGUCACUGAAUAAUAACCACACUGUAAUGCGCCGCCAAGCAUGACAACUUUUUUCAUGCUUCUGUGUUGCGUAGUUCCGCAUGAGAAACUGCGUGCUUGCAUGACAGGCAAGAGGAGCUCUUGGUUGCCACGCAAUACAGAUCCCAGAGUCAUGCCAGUCUAGCAUGACAAAUCUCGCGAUCUCCCAGACCCAGACAUUUUUACAGUUCAUAUGAAGUGCACCAUGACCACCCUGGCGCUCAACGGCGCCAACAGCAUGAAGGCCCGACGCAUCGCGCACGCCUUCAUCGAGACGCUGUCCGUCACGUACCGCAAAAAGCUUAUGCAGUGCAAAUAUGUCUGAAUGUCUGGAAACUUGUGAUGCUGGGUGGCGUAUCAGGAGGGAGCCACAAGUGCUGGCUCAGCAUGACAUCAAGUCUCUGAGCUUCUAGGUGUUCUGCCUAUUCUGCACGGCAAACUGCGUUUCUGCAUCACAGAAAAAUCGGGCUCUUGUGUAACGUGCAUGACAGAUUUAAGAGUCAUGCCAGACAAGCAUGACAAGCCUGGCAUUCUUCCAGACCCAGAUGACAUUUUUGCACUUGAUAAAGCUGAUGGCCGACCAACUGCGGGUGAACGCGGCCACCGCGGCGGCGGGAUAUCCUGAGUAAAAACGUACCCACACCAUAGUUGUCAUGCAACUCUGCAUGCUUAAAAUGUUUCUCAUGCGGAGCCCCAUGACAAGCGUUUUCUAGUGCGGUUUUGAAAUUUGUCAUGCUCCAAUCAGCACGAGAUACUAGAUCUGUAAUGCUGCUAAACUAGCUCAAACAGCACUACACUACGCGGACAAACUUGUCAUGCCAAACAACCAAAGCUGGCUGAUUUGUCUAGCAGAUUCCCCAUCCUGACUCUGGUGUGGGUACGUUUUUACUCAGGAUACGGGAUCCGGGAUCUUCGGCACGGCUCCGCAGAAGCCCAAGGAGGGUGCGCCCGAGGACCAUAUCAAAAGGAAAAAUUCCCCCUCCCCAUAUUGAAGCGGUAUGUUUCCGAAAAUUUGUGUUGCUGAUUUGAGGUCACAAAUCACAUUUGUCUUGCAAGAAGGCAAGGGUAAAGGCUUCCGCCCCAUUAUGGAAGGAAUUUGUCAUGCUGAUGAGCCUAAGGAGCAGCCGCCUGCCAUGCUGAACAACUAGACCCAUACGCCCCUACCUAGCCUGGGGAUCUGGCCGCAAUGCCUUCCUGCAAUACAAAGCUGAUUUGUGUACACAGAUCCAGCAUCAGAAGUUCCGUGUUGAUAUGGGGGGGGGGAUUUUUCCUUUCGAUAGACCAGUCACUUUCGCUGGUGGAGCUGGCGCUCGGAGAGGAGGCGCCUGCGCACCGCGCGCAACCGGCAGUGCUGGCGGGGAAUUCGAGGCCGCAGGACCAUCAUCAAACUACCGGCGGGAAAAACAACCUUCAACACAGCCGCGGAAAUAAACAACAGGCCCACAACUACCAUUGGAACCACCACGGCCAACAGCACAAAACAGCCCAACAUCACCACUCCGGAACAACAACAGCAGUUCCUACAGGUGGUGGGGGUAAGCAUUAUGGAAACAGCAAGCAAGGCGGCGGGGGCGGUAAAAAUCAUGCUCAGGGCGCAGCUGGCGGAAAUAACAAAGGAACGCAUAACUACAGUAGUGCAGCCGGAGGUGCUGGGGGAAAUAUUAACAAAGGUGGUGGCGGUGCGAACAAGCAGGGGAAAAGCAAGUCGUAAAGAGCUUAAAUAUCAUUGCGCCACGACGGAGUUGUUUUAUAUAUUUUCUGAGAAAUCUUUUCGUUGCGGAAAUUCUGGCACGUCGACGCCGAGACACGAAUUGAAGAAACUGCCUUGUGGAAGGAGACGCGAAUAGGUACUAACCUCAAGAAAUGUAGUGCUGGAGCAUGGAUACUGAAGUAGGAAGAUGUUAUCUAAAUUUCUUUUUUUUAUAUAUUACAAAGGCACAAACAUAAAACAUGACAACAUCUAAUGACAACUUCAGAUCGGAAAUGGUGUUGAUCCAGCAGGCCUGUCGUCAUCAUCUCGUCGCUGUUCCACUUCGUGUUCUGUAAUGUGCGGUCUGACCCCUUCUUCCGGCUUCUCGCAUUGCGAAUCCACCGGUCUCCGCACUGCUGUUCCCUCCUCCUCGCGACGAUGCUACGGCUGCUCACAUCGGAGGUCAGUGCGCAGCUAGCCACACCACCGGGUAGUUGCCUCCACCCCAGCUGAGCGUGGGAGUCGACAGCCGUGGAAGAUGUUAUCUAAAUCACAACUGUUUCCCUCAUCGUGGCGCCUAUACUGACGAGAGCAAAAUCCAAAAAACUUUCACGGUCCCCAUUGAUUUCAGCGCAAUUCAAUGUAUUUUGAAUUUGAUGCUGAGAAGUCUCGUCAUUCUGCAUAUAACUACUCUCACGGAAGAUGGAGGGGCGCCGCGCAGUACGACGCAAUAUUGGUAUUUUGUGAGUGCUUGCCGCGUGUUUAUCG